Messenger RNA from Pogoniulus pusillus (Red-fronted tinkerbird), 4267 nucleotides. RefSeq names its product ataxin 7 like 1 (gene ATXN7L1). The record is from RefSeq and is a predicted model, not a curated record. NCBI's taxonomy places the organism in Eukaryota, Metazoa, Chordata, Aves, Piciformes, Lybiidae. The transcript is spliced from 12 exons. The coding region runs from base 144 to 2693 and encodes 849 amino acids.
GACACUACCCCCGUGUGGGCGGCGGAACGUCCCGAGGAUGACGUGCGGCGUUCUCGAAUCCCGUGUCUCGCUCGCUCGCUCGCCGCCGCCGCCGCCGAAGGGAACGGGCAAAGCCAGGAGGAGGCAGGAGCAGGCGCGGCGCCAUGGCGGCGCUGGAGCGGCCCGUGCCCAGUCCCGAGGCGUUCCUGGGCCAGCCCUGGGCCGCCUGGGUGCGGGAGGCCGCCCCCCCGCACGCGCACGGCGCCGCCCCCCCGCACAGUGUAGAUCUAGAAGAGACUGGAAAGGAGGGUGGAAAAAGCAGGGAGGUUAUGAGGCUUAAUAAAGAAGAUAUGCACUUAUUUGGCCAUUAUCCAGCUCAUGAUGAUUUCUAUCUUGUAGUGUGCAAUAUCUGCAAUCAGGUAGUCAAGCCCCAGGUUUUCCAGUCACACUGCGAACGGAGGCACGGUUCAAUGUGCAAGCCUUCCCCUUCUCCAGCUUCUCCAGCCUGCAAUUCCAGGACAUCCCUCGUGCAGAUGAAACCCAAGCCCUGUAUCAGCGGCCAUAACCCUGUCAGCAGCAACUCAAAGCCAUUCAAAGCGCCCAAAGACAAUCUACUUACCUCCGGUGGCAAGCAGCACACAGGCUUCCCUUCCAAAGUGGCACGGGAUAAACCAUGCGUUCCUGUUCCCGUGGUCAGCCUGGAGAAAAUUCCUAACCUAGUGAAGGCAGAUGGUGCCAACGUCAAAAUGAACUCUGCAACCACUACCACCAUCACUUCCCCCUCAGCCUCUUCAUCCACCAUACCUGCUCCAACUCUGGUGAAAUCUGCUUUGACAUCCAAGUCAGUGCCACCAUCACCAGAAAAGAUUCUGAAUGGCAAAGGCAUUGUGGCCCCUUCAAUAGACAAGAAACACCAGAAUGGCACUAAGAGCAGUAACAAGCCUUACAAAAGACUUUCAGAAAGAGAAUUUGACCCAAAUAAACACUGUGGAGUACUGGAUCCUGAAACAAAGAAACCUUGCACAAGAUCGCUCACCUGCAAGACUCAUUCACUUAAUCAUCGACGAGCAGUUCCAGGCCGUAAAAAACAGUUUGACAUCCUUCUAGCUGAACACAAAGCUCGCUCCAGGGAAAAAGAAGUUGCAAAAGACAAAGAGCAUCCACUGUCCUCAAGGGAAAGCUAUCAGAGCCAGUUCACACCAGCACAAGACUCUCUGUCAGGAUCUUCGGUGAACUCUGGGCAAGAAUCUAAAGUUACAUCUCCUGCCAAGUUGAGACCACCAAAUUCUGUACUUCCAAGACCAUCAUCUGCUAACAGCAUAAACAGCAACAGCUCUUCGAACCACAGUGGGUAUGUACCAGAACUGCCACUGCCCUCCAUGGGAGGAGAUUUGACAAGCAGGCUGUCCAGUGACGAAGGAGAAGCAGAUGGAGCCGAGGAGGCUGAGAAAUUAGACUGCCAUUUCUCUGAACACCAUCCCAGACCUCUUGGGUUCUGCUCCUAUGGCAGCCGCUUAAUGGGAAGAGGCUACUACGUCUUCGACAGACGAUGGGACCAUUUUCGACUCGCACUGAACUCCAUGGUAGAGAAGCAUUUGAACUCUCAGAUGUGGAAGAAAAUCCCCCCUGCGGCAGACAGUCCCAUGCCCUCUCCAGCAGCACACGUCUCCACUCCUUUUCCAGCAUCAGUCUUGCAGCCUUUCAGCAGCCCCAGUGCGGUGUAUAUUCCGUCAGCACCUAUCAGUUCAAGGAUCACUUCAUCUUCCUACAUCAUGACCUCAGCCAUGUUAUCAAACGCAGCCUUCGUGACGACGUCCGACACGAAUUCCAUCGCCUCGCACACGACAGCUUUCCCGCACGUGCCUGCCAGCCUCAGCAUCAUGGACUCAACGUUCAAGGCACCGUCGGCUGUGUCACCAGUGCCAGCAGUCCUCCCUUCCCCCUCCCACAAGCCAUCCAAAACAAAAGCCAGCAAAUCCACUAAAGUGAAAGACCUCUCGUCCCGCAGCGACGAGUCUUCAAGCAACAAAAAGAAAAAGCCGCAGUCCUCCUCCUCCUCUUCUUCCUCCUCUUCCUCUUCCUCCUCCUCCUCUUCCUCCUCGCUAUCUUUGCAGACAUCUUCCUCAUCUUCAUUUUCAGGGUCUCACAAAAAGAACUGUGUCCUGAACCCCAGUUCAACUCUGAACUCCUAUCAGGCUACAUCUUCUUACAACAGUAUGUCUGUGCACAAUACAAACAAUGGAACAAGCCCACUCAGUGCCAAAUCGGAGCCCUCAGGACGGACUUCCUUAUCAAGUAGUUCAGCAGACUCAGUGAAACACAUGAGCAUGGUGGUGAGCAGCAUUGACUCCUCUAGCCUGUCCGUCUCUUCUCUGGUGCACCACUCAGGGGACCACUCCCUAGGAGCACAUAACGCAGUGUCUUCUCUAGCGCUUUCUUUUGACAAAUCAGAAGGAAAGAAACGUAAGAACUCUAGCUCUAGUAGCAAAGCCUGUAAAAUCACUAGAAUGCCUGGUAUGAAUAGUGUUCACAAAAAGAGCACUGCCAACCUUAUCUCUGCGGUGCCAGAGCCUGCAAGCAGCUCCAUCUCUCGGCAGAUUGGGAAAAAUAGCAGUGUAGCUUUGUCACAAUCCAGUCCUUCGAGUACAUCAAACCCAGUACACAGCAGACAAAAGACAUCAAACCGGACUGGUAGAAUAAGGACUCUUCCAUAACAAGGAAAAGGAACCAGCCUAUAAUCUCUAGCUCUCAGCAGCCCUACUCCACAGGGUUUUUCUUUUCUAUGUCCUGCAGAUGGAUUAUAACCUUUUAUGAAUUUGUGGUUUAUAAAGACAACGAAAUUUACAGAAAAAUUGUAAUAGUGAUUUGUUUAGUUUUUCACUUGUAUUUGCCACUGAUCUGUGUGUUCUGCUUGGUUAUGUUUCAUGCCUUUUCAAGCUGUCAGCAUUGCAAUGCUCCCUUUGUUUCCUUACCAGAACACAGUGGACAUUCAAAACACAAAACAAAACACAACACAAAAACAAAACGAAACAAAACACAAACAGAAGAACCAACAAAAAAAAACAUAUCAAUAAUAAUAAUAAUAAUAAUAAUCCAGCUCAUGGUUUGAAUUUAUUUAAAGGAUCUCCAAAUUCUUUUUUGGUCAGGAAGUAAAAAUUCCAGUAAUUCUGUAUUCAAGCUUGUCCUAUGGAUAAAAAUUGAGUGCAUUUCUUUGUAACCUGCAAACAGUUGGGGCACUGCAAUUUUAGGGCCUAAUCCUGCCUGGUGCUCUGUACCUAUAGCAUUUAAUAAUUUCAGUGGGAACGCUGAGUGGUCAGCCUCUUCUGCAGUCAGGCUUUUAGGGGAAUCUCUGUUGUCCAUCGAUCCAUAGUGGAUUUGUGCACCGAACCCGAGUUAAGGUUGCCAGGUGCGACGACGUCCCCGUGUCUCGGGGGAUCGCAGUGCAGAGCACUGGCACAGGCUGCCCAGAGAGGCUGUGGAGUCUCCUUCUGUGGAGCCUUUCCAGGCCUGUCUGGAUGUGUUCCUCUGUGAUCUGUGUUAGAUAGGAUUGUCCUGCUCUGGCAGGGGGGUUGGACUGGAUGAUCUCCUCGGGUCCCUUCCAACCCCUAACAUCCUGUGAGCCUGUGAAGGGUUUGGGUUUGCAAAGGGCAGAAGCUGGGCAGCUUGGCUUUGUGUUAACGGAAUUGCACUGACAGUGUUUCUUAGAGAAUUACUGACUAAUUUUUUUAUCAAAGUAUAGAUUUUAUAAUCAGGAAGCCAAUACUGGAACAGUAGUAAAGAGAAACUUUACUUUUUUUUUCUUUCUCCAGUGUUAAAACAAACAAAAAUAAAAGUGCACUUAUAUGCUGGUUUAUUUUACACCUGGGGGAAAGGCGAAGAGACUGCAAGUGGGGAGAUUAUUAACUACUUUCUUUUUUAAAAAAAGAAGGCUUAAGGCAAAUUUUAAGACUUUAAAAAGAAGAAGAAAAUGUUUAAGCAAUUAUAAAUGAGACUAAACCCCUUUGAGAGAGAAAAAAAAAAGUUUAGAAAUAUUCUUAAAAUAAAUUUUUAUAGCGUUAAUUUUUGUAAUAAUUUAUGUUUGUACUUCAGAGUUAACUUGACCACUCUAGUUUCAGAAACAAGAAUGAAACUUAGGAAAGUCGAAGCAAUGUUUAUAUUUUUAAAACGUUCUUUGGGAUUCUGUUUUUUAUUGUACAUUUCUUCAGACUGAAAAAUUUAAAAAAAAAAGAAAAUGAAAAAGAGAAAGAAAAAGGAAAGGAAAAAGAAAAAGAAAAAGAAAGAAAAUGAA